CCAGGAUCUGCGUCACGCAGGCGCGUGGGAGUGAGAGAGCAAUGUAGCAAGCGCGGAAUAUCCCAAUUCUGGCAGUAGGGGAGAGAGCGGAAACCAACUAGUUUGAGAGUCCCUCCGUAGUUCAAACUACAGAGUGUGUGAGAGUUAAUUCAAUAACACAGAGCCGAAAGACGCGUCGCUGACCCGCCGAACGCGCGGCACGUAACCGGACGUCAGGUGGAGCGUCGCGUAAUUUAGCGGACCGUCACAACUUUAUUAAGCUUACAAGCAGACGCCUCAUUUUGGAGAGUUUUGGUGGGAAAAGACAAAGAAAGAAAACCCUGAGGUAUGGCAGCGACUUUACCCAGAACCCUUGGGGAGUUGCAGCUCUACCGGAUUCUUCAGAGGGCCAACCUGCUGUGCUACUAUGAUGCCUUCAUCCAGCAGGGUGGUGAUGAUGUUCAGCAGCUCUGCGAAGCUGGCGAGGACGAGUUUCUUGAGAUCAUGGCACUCGUGGGCAUGGCCAGCAAGCCGCUGCAUGUUAGACGCCUACAGAAAGCUCUUCGUGAUUGGGUCACGAACCCUGCCCUGUUCAAUCAGCCCCUUACAUCCCUGCCUGUCUGCAGUAUUCCCGUCUACAAGUUGCCCGAAGGGUCACCCACUCUGUUGCCUGGCAAUGGUGCCCGUGGAGACACCCAAGUCAAAGUGCCCAAGUGUUUGGCAGCAUCUUGCGUGGAUCCUGGAAAAGGAGAACCAGGCAACGGUAAUUCUUCGGCCACCGUUUCGCCUCUUCAGAGUGGCAGUGAGCCACGUUUUUGGGCCAAUCACGGCACAGAAAGCGAGCACAGCUUGUCUCCUGCAGAACUGGGCUCCCCGUCUUCCCCACGGGAUGGCCUAGAGGCACUCGAUGCGGCUGCAGUUCAGUCCGUGGCCGAGUGCGUAGAAAGAAUCACUCAGACUUUGCCCAAGAGUGACCCCACAGAGGUCAAAGAUCAGUUGAAGGGAAAUAAGAAGCUUGCCAAGAUGAUCAGCCACAUCUUUGAUAUGAGCGAAGAGGAUCCGCACAGGGAAGAAGAAAUCCGCAAGUACAGUGCUAUUUAUGGCAGAUUCGACUCAAAAAGAAAGGAUGGGAAGCAUUUGACCCUGCAUGAGUUGACAGUAAAUGAAGCUGCGGCACAGCUUUGUAUGAAGGAGGUGGCACUACUGACCCGCAGAGAUGAGCUUUUUGGACUGGCACGCCAGGUCUCCAGAGAGGUCACCUACAAAUACACCUACAGGACCAGCAAAUCUCGAUGCGGUGACAGAGAUGAGCCCUCGCCCAAGAGAAUUAAAACUGAGGAGGGCUGUUUUGACCUCCAGGAGGCGCUGCAGGCCAUUCACAUGCGCCAGGAGACCCUUAAGGAGCAGCUUGCCCACGCCAGAUCUAAAGGAGAGGAGACGCUCGGGCGGAACAUCCAGGUUCAGCUGGAGCGUCUGUUGGCCAAGCAGAUGGAGAUCCUGCAUGACGCCGCAGCGCAGGACAGACUUCAGGCUCUGGAGUGGAGGGUCCCACCAGGCCCCUACAAACACAGCGCAGACCGGCAGAACAGCAACGGCCUCACGGCUGACAAAAACACUGAGCCGCAGGGUGAGAGGCCACUGAAUCUGAGGGUGACCAAUCAGAGGACGAGCAUUUCAGAUGGAGACACGCCCCUCGGAAAGCAGCUGGCCAAUGAGCUGAAGAGGCAUCAUCACGCUAAUGCAGAGAACAAGAUGUCAGCAGCCACAGAAGAAAGAAACUCAAACAGGUUUGGAACAAGUGGAGGAAAACGGCGGAGACGCAUCAUCGCGCGCCCUCAACCUCUCUGAGAAGAAGACCAUCAAAUCGGAGCCGGAGGACUCCAGAUAGCAGCCCCCGAACGCUUUCCCUUCAGACCUACAACAGUACAUGUCGUCUGUCAGUCAAUACUAAAACAAGCACAACUACAGUAGAGCCUUAACAACCAAUGUUGCCUCAAAAUAGAGUUUAUUUUACUUUCUCGCCAUUUUUUGUUUUUUGCCAAAGCACCUAGAGCCCUUAUUUGCAUUCUCCUGAGUAGAUCCACAUUGUUUGUGCUGUCUGCGCCGACUGUGCUCAGUGCUCACUAGUUUAAGUCAUCACUCAUUACUCGUUUUUAACCUCUUCACAGGUGGGCCAUGAGUCCACUAUUUGUACAUACGUAGAAAAUGUCGGUUAAAUGUUAUUUAAAUACUGUAUGUGUUUCGUGUGUGUGUGUGCGCGUGUGUAUAUAUGAAUGCAUGUAAAACUUCACUGAGAUGGAGGGGCGCAGUGUUUUUAAAGUUUGUCGAGAUGCCGAUGUUUUCGUUGGCUGCGUCUGAAAUCACAUACUUCAAUACUAUAUAGUACGUUAAAAACAGUAUGCGAGCCAAGUAGCGUGUCUGAAUUUAUAGUAUUCGAUAAUCAGUAGGGCGAGUACACUGGAAAUAAAAAAAAAGGUUCAUUGAAUUAUUUUAAGGUAUGUGGUUGCAAACAAUUUAUAAGGGCUGAAUUUCAGCAAAAUAAUUAAGUUGGACAUCAUUAAAUAGAAUUUGUUUAUUUAAAUACAGCUUAUAUAAAUAGUUUGCAUCUACUUUCCUUAAAAAAAUGUAGUAAAUCCAUUGAAAAAAUUGACCUAUAUUGACCUAUAACAUCUGGCGAGAUUCUGAAGUGUGCAUCCAAUGGACGCUACGAUAUCCCAUGAUGCCGUGUGAGAUGAAGGAUGACGCGACGGAACUGAUGUGAAUAGGUCAUGUGACAAUAACCAAUGCAGUAGUACUGAAGUGGAUAUAGUAUGUCCGAGUUCCAUUCAUACUACUUGCAUUCCUACAAUAUAGAAUGUUCUAAUGGUUGUGUACUGAAUUCAAAUUCAAAUGUAGUAAAUAGGCGAUUUCGGACGCAGCCCAAGUGAUUGCAUUUUUCUUUAAAGACCCUAUGAAAUCAUUUCCUGUAUUGGCCAUUUCCUGUUUCAAAAGGACCUUUGUUGAGCAUAUCAAGGGGUUUGUCCCUUUUUUUAUUAAAGAAAUUAACAUGAACAGUGCUAGUUGCUGGUCGACAGCAGAUGCAGCCUAAUCUCACGAGAAAACGUAACUAUUUUCAUGUUGCCAGUUUAGUGUCUAAUUUAUACGAAUUUGGACGAGUUGAGUCGUACGAAAGUGUACAAUGGGCUCGAUGCACAGUUAGAGUUUUAAAGCUCUGAUUAUUUCCUUGAUAACUUGAAAGCUUAAUGUGACUAUUUUCACUUUCACAAGGUUGUUUUUACAACAUGGAUGUUGUAAUGUAAUUACAAUACAUUCAGUUAAAUAGACUUAAGCGUACAUUUAGUUGUUCAAGCGUAAAACGAGAUGAAAGACCGUUAUAACCACUAACGCCGUCUAGCAAUAGGCUAGCGCAGAAAUUACUGGGGUUAUAUUGUAUAUCUAACAGGCAGUGAAGAUUGCUGAUAUUUUUUUAAAAAUCAGAUCUUAAACAUGACAAUUUUGUAAAAGAAAGACAGUUCACCGGAAGCCCUUGGGCUGCCUGACUAAAAAUUAAAAGUCCAUGUACAUAUAGCCAGGGCUUAAUUUGUGCCAGAACACGCCGGAUCGGCACCUCUAAAAUCUGAUCCGGCUCCUCAUUUUACUGAUUCCCCUAAUCACCUGUCCUUCCCCGUCCGCUGUUCACUUUCACUUAGUUUCGCAACUCCCCAAAUAUCUUCACUUUUGUUCGCGACAACCAACCCUCACGCACUGCAUAUAGCCCAUUGUAAAAGGAGGCGUGGCACCCAACCCCGUCUCUAAACCCAAUGGUCAUUGGGGAAAAUCAUACUAAAUUGUAAAAAUGAGAUUGGAUGAAUUGAUAUGAAUUAGUCACUAAAUCAAAAUGUUACGAAUUACCAAGAGAUUGUCUUGGCAGCUCUUUUUAUUAGCAGGAGUGAUGUCAUCAUUCUAGAGAGCAUUUGAUUGGACAGAAAUCUGAAGGAUACUGAGAUUAGAGCUACAUGAUAUAGCGAAAUUGAGCAAUUGCAGUAUGGUGAUUAUUGCAAUAAUUAAAUUGUAAAGGCAGAUUUACAUUAAUAUAUAUGCUGCAUAUUUUAGAAUGAAGUAAACAAUAAACAGUCGCAAAUAUAUUUAUUAACCACCAAAAAUGGCAAAAUGAAAGCUUGAAUGUUUACAUUGGAACAUUCAAUAAUGAUGUAAAUAUGGGUAUUGUAAAUUUACACUUGUACUGUAAAGAAAAAAUGCAUUUUAAGCAUUUAAUAAAAUAAUUAUUUGAUGGUUACGUUUUGCCAAAUUGGUCAACUCUAUAUAGAAUGUGGCUCUCAAAGAAAUCUUUUUAAGAUUUUAAAAUUAAUUUGAUAUUUUUUUUAAUUAAACGUAAUGUUUAUAUGCUCUUUAUUUUCCUGCAGUCCCCAACAACGUCAACCCAAACAUUACACCAUUAUAAUUUUUUUCAUAAUUUUGCUUAUUCAAGUAAUCUGGAUGUUAAAAAUCACAUAUUUUUGCACCUUGUUAAAACAAAUUGUUAUCAUUUAUCAGCACACUAGCAUAAAGAUGACCUCAAAUCUUACUAAAAACUCUAAUUCUGAUUUCAUUGGGGUCUUUAAGGGAAUUUUCCUCUGUCAAGAGUUUCUGAUGGCAGAAUCUGAAUAGAAAAAGUCUCUACUAUGGUGCUACAGUCGAACGAAACCCAGGAAAAACUGCGGUACAUGUUGUUGUUGUUGUUAAAACACUGAAAUCUUUUAGCCAGAUGUUUGGCUUCCUUGAAUGAAUAGUAAUGCCUGAUUUAUUCGAUACUAAGCACAAUUAAUAUAUAUUUAUGUAUGAACAUCUAAAAAAGAUAAUACAGACAAGCAUGUCUCCCCUCCUGAACAAUAGUCAUGUAAAUAGUUAAAAAAAACAUUGGCAACUGACUGGACUUGAAAACAUUCCAGUCGCCAUCAUAAUCAUGCAACGUUUUUGUGUAUUCUGAAUAUUUAGUCGUAGAGCAAUACCGGGUAGCUGUUGUCACUUAACUCAGUGAACGUGUCUAGACGUCCCGACCAGGGGACAAAUCACUGUACAGUAUUUCUACUCUGUUCCGUAGUAUAAACAUAGUCUUAGAUUCUGCUAACGUGAAAAUGUAUGUGAAACUGAUAUGCACUAGUGUUUGAUUCUGGAAUUUGCAUCCUACUGCUCAUUUCUUGUGUUUCUUAAUGGUGAUGACAUGUUUUUGUACUCGUGAAACCAUCGGUCACAGUCUCUGUAAGUGUCCCGUGAGGUGAAGUAGGCACAAGAUAAUCAGGUUUUCCACAGUUACGUGUUUGUAAUGUACCGGUCAAGCUGUUAUAUAAUCUGUAUUUGUGUCGAAUGACAAAUACCUCUCUCGUAUCGGUACACAGAGACCGAUUUUUAACGUCCUGAUCAUACACUUCAGUAUUUCAGAGGGGAUAUGGUGUGCUUUUAUUUUUUUAGGAUUGCUUUCAGAGAUAUCGAGUAUGCAAAAUCUUAAUUUAAGUGCCAUUUUAAACAUCUUUUUGAAAGCGUGUGGUGGGUUGAGUGAUGUUGAUCUACUUUUUUGCCUUAGUUUCAAGCAUUCCACAUUACAGUUCUUACCUGGUGGUAGUUUCAUUUUUGACUGGGAUUUGGGAAGUUGAAUGAACAUCUGAGACUUCAAGUUCUAUAAAGCUCUAUAAAAGCACUGAACUGUAAAAAAAAAUGCAGUAAAAGUUUCCAUAUUUUGUGAUUUACUAGUGUUUUCCUUUUAUUAAAGUAUUGUAAAACAAA
Molecule: messenger RNA, 5739 nt
Organism: Danio rerio (zebrafish)
Lineage: Eukaryota; Metazoa; Chordata; Actinopteri; Cypriniformes; Danionidae
Source: RefSeq, a predicted model, not a curated record